CGAAAAUUUAACGAAAGUGUUGAACACAGAAGAAUAUUUUGUGUCUUUGGGAAAAAUUUACAGGGGGAGGUGCACACGUUUAACGACUGUGAUUGAUUGCGUAAAGAAAACUAUUCUUUCAAACAUUUUUUUACGAUAAUUAAUUUUUUUUUUUAAUUUAAAAUUUGUUUUAUUUAUUUAAAAAGAAAAAUAGGUUUUGUUUAAUUUAUAAUUUUUUUUUUCAUACAAAUGUAUAUGUUGAAUUAGAUUGUUUGUUCCUUAAUUUUUAUUUUAUUUUUAUUUCAAUUACAAAAGUGAAGUGAUCCCUUUUGUUUUUUUUUUGGUCCAAAAACUAAUUUUUUUGUGUUUAAUUUUUAAUUUAUCUUGUUUGUAAAUGUGGUAAAAAAGUGAAAUUCACGUGUAAAUCACAAAGAAAAGCAAGAAAACAGAGAAGAAAAAAUUUGGAAAAAAAACUCAAAUAAUUUGUUGUGUUUUUAUAUAAGUUGUUUUUUUUUUUUAUUAUUAUUAUUUAUUUAAUUAAAAACUUACGAACACAUUUUAUUUAUUUAAAUAUAAAAUAGUUUAAGCUAUAUUCGAGCGAGAGAAAAUAAUUUUAAUUAUAAAAUAGACUUUUUUUAUAUAAAAAAAAUAAAUAUAAAUUUAAAGUAUUAAUUUUGAAGACUUUCAAGAGAAAAAGAAAAAUCUCUUUAAGGAUGUCCCAAGUAGGGCGUUCCGUUAAAAAUUUAGAAGCGCCAAGGCCGCUUAAAUCACAAUCACGUUCAAAUAUUGUGAAAAGUAAUUAUAUUGUCAUCGAAGAAUUAAUUCAAUUAAUUGAAACUGUGGCAGCUACAUUAGCAUCUGGUAUUAGUAAUCAAGAAGCAAUGUUACUUUUGGUACAAAAUUUACGUUUACAUGGUCCACAAAUGGAAUCUGUAUCGAAAGAUACUUUAGAUCGAGCUUUCGUUACAUUUCGUAAUGCGUCACAAGAUGAACGCUUAAAUAUAAUGACAAGAUUAAAUUUAUUGGAAUUAAUUGAAUUAAGAGCUAAAUCGUGGAAAGAUGAUGGGGCUAAUACUUAUUAUAAAGCAAAGGCAACUAAUGUUGAGCCUGAAAAUAUAACUGGGACGAUUAUUGAUCAAUCGUCAAUUAUGAGCACCUCCCCCCAAUCGUUGGUAACAGCCUCAACGGGAAAUGUUAACUUAACAGGUGGUGGCGGACAAUUACAGCAACAACAUCAGCAACAUCAACAAUUACAACACAAUCAAAUUAAUCAAACUGGAGUUACUCUUCUUGGUCCUGGAGAAGUGAUUAGAAACUCUGGUAAAUUUUCGAAACCAACUAAAAUUCCUGGUAAAAAUUAUUCAAAAGAUGAAGUUGUAAUACGAAAUGCCGAUUCUGGCAAAGUUAUGGGAAUUAAGGGUAGACGUGUCCACAUGAUUGAAGAAUUGAGUGAAACAAUCAUAUCAUUUCAAAGAGUUAAUCCUGGUGCAAAAGAGCGUCUUGUUCAAAUUACUGGACCUUCUGAAGAAAAGAUUAACUAUGCAAAACAAUUAAUUGAAGAUACAAUACGACGUAAUGCAUCCCCAGUUCGUUUAGAGCCUAUAACAAAUCAAAAUACGGGAACUGAAGGAGCUGGUUCAUGCAGUUCUUUAGCUUCUUCAAAUUCUGAUGAAGUAAAUAUGAGAUCUGGAGUAACUGGACAUCAUUUAAAUCGUAAUAGUAUUGGUGCUGUUAUUUCGAAUGUUAAUUUUGUUCAACCUGGUUUAAAUUCUGUUGUUAUGCCGAAUAUGAUUGGAACUAGUAAUAUCGUCUCACAAUCCAAUAUGAAUAAACGUUCUAAUGCUGCUGGUGGAAAUAAUAGUGGUCAACAACCAUUAUUGCAUUCAUUUUCUACAAAUGAUGCCACUUUAGGAGAAUAUAAAUAUACGGUUAACGUUGGUCACCAUAUUAUAAAAAUUACUGGAGAUAAUUGUGAGCUAGUCAGGGCUGCUAAAUUAGUCCUGGAUGAUUACUUUAGUAGUAACGAGUUUUUGGCUUCGGUUGAAGCAGGUGCCGCAUUCGACAAUGUUAUGAUUAACUCAACAUCUACUCCCACAACUCCCUUAACCGGUGGGCCAACAUUUGCACCACAAUCACAUCAACUUAUUUCUUCAACCCCGUUUGCUGAUAGUGGUAUUGGCUUAAACUAUAUGGCUGGACAGAUAUCUGGAAAUAGUUACGUUGAAGGAGAUGACGAUGUAUUUAUAAUUGAAGAAAAUGGAACACCAACUCCAGUGAACGGUUUAUCUAGAUCUAGAAGAAGUCAUUUCUCGAGAAAAGAUAGUACCCCACCUGACAGUACUAAAAGUAAAACGACAGAGGCUACUAAAAAGGAAGAAAGCAACACGAGAAUUGUACAUGAAUAUGAACGCUUAAUUUAUUAUGCUAAAAGUCCGCAUUCCUGGGCAUUACCACGCGAUUGGCAAAAGAUAGUCGAUAAACAUCCAUCACUCAUACGAAAUAAGGUAAAUAAUUCUUCAACGAUUGCAACUGUAACAGCCACAUCGACUACACCUUCACCAAACAAUAUCACAACUGCAAUUAAUGUUUCAACUAAUCCUACAAAUCCUAAUAUUUCUCCUAUUACUAAAAACACAAAUACUAAUGCUAAAACGGAAGACACAUUAAGCACUUUGCCUCAUUUUCCUUCAAUACGAAGGAAAGGUUUUUUUAAUCGUUAUACUUUUAGCAUUGACGAAUCAGAAUAUUUAAAUGAAAAUAUAGAUAAUUCAGUGAAAAUCAAUAAUAAUACCAAUAUUGAAAGUAAUAUUAACAAAGAAAACGAUGCAUGUACUAAUAAAAAUGUAGAUUCGGUUAAUGAUAAUGAAAAUCAAAAUUUAAUUGAUAAAGAAGAUAAUUUUAAUAAAAAUAAUAAUUAUACAAAGAAAGAUAAAGACGAGAAUACUGAUAAUUCUGAUGGUACUAUUAUUGAGGACACUGUCAAAAAUGAAAAACAUAAUGAUAUUAAUAUUUUAACAGCUAAUAAAGAUAUUGCUAACAAUGAAAGUAAAAUUGCUAUAAUUACUAAUAAACGCAUACCAAAAUUAAGCCACGCUAUGCGUUCUAACUCAACUUGUGACUAACUUUUUAUUUUAUUUAAUUUUAUAUUUCCUUUUUCAUAUUUUGAUUAACUAAACAUUUAUAAAAAAGAAUCGGUAUCAUACUUUAUUUUUGCCCAGUUAACACAAAAAACACAAUAACACAUAAUAUACAAUUAGUUUUUAGAUUAAUAAAAUUAAAACAAGAAAAAUGUAUCAAUUGAAUUAUUUUAUAUUUUCUGUAUAUCAUCAAUUUCUUUUGAAGGAUAUAAUUAACACUUAUCAAAAAAUCAUAACCAUUUUAAAAUAGCUAUAAAGCGAAAAAUUUAUUUUUUUAAUUUUAUUAAAACAAACAUAAAAAUAUUUCAAAC
Condylostylus longicornis is the source of this 3427-nucleotide messenger RNA. RefSeq names its product eukaryotic translation initiation factor 4E-binding protein Mextli (gene mxt). NCBI's taxonomy places the organism in Eukaryota, Metazoa, Arthropoda, Insecta, Diptera, Dolichopodidae. Gene Ontology annotation, molecular function: translation initiation factor activity; eukaryotic initiation factor 4E binding; RNA binding. Gene Ontology annotation, biological process: positive regulation of translation; regulation of formation of translation initiation ternary complex. The transcript is spliced from 9 exons. The record is from RefSeq and is a predicted model, not a curated record. The coding region runs from base 693 to 3101 and encodes 802 amino acids. Gene Ontology annotation, cellular component: cytoplasm; RNA cap binding complex.